Messenger RNA from Syngnathoides biaculeatus (alligator pipefish), 3332 nucleotides. It is a transcript of the gene gas2l3, whose product is annotated as growth arrest-specific 2 like 3. Bases 187 to 2229 code for a protein of 680 amino acids. The record is from RefSeq and is a predicted model, not a curated record. The transcript has 9 exons. Gene Ontology annotation, biological process: actin crosslink formation. NCBI's taxonomy places the organism in Eukaryota, Metazoa, Chordata, Actinopteri, Syngnathiformes, Syngnathidae. Gene Ontology annotation, cellular component: actin filament. Gene Ontology annotation, molecular function: actin filament binding; microtubule binding; cytoskeletal adaptor activity.
AUUGGUGGGUUCGAAUAGCAAAAGCACAAACGCCUCGUAGUCCAGGAGACGAUCGCCUGGCGACAGUCAAGUUUUCCAGAAGGAAAAGCCACGCGAUCUGAUGCAAAAUCGUCAGCGUUCCCCGCGAAGAUUCUUGUUUCGACAGCGCGCUUGAAUGAAGAAGUGAAUCAUCUGUGAUUUGCUGUCAUGGCUGUCCAGACUGGCAUCCAGGUAUGGUUUGGAGAAAAGUUUGACGCCCCCGUGCUGAGCCCGCGGAGCCCCCGCAGCCCGUUGGCGCAGCGGCACGGCCCCGGACUGGCCGACGUCUUCCAGUACGACCAGUGGCUGGCGGUGCGGCACGAAGCCACCCUGGUGCCCAUGCAGGAGGAUCUCGCCAUCUGGCUCACGGGCAUGCUGGGAGAGGAAGUGAGGGCCGAGUUCUUCAUGGAAGAGCUGAACAACGGCGUGAAGCUCUGCCAGCUUAUCGGCGUCCUGCAGAGCAAGAUCGCCCGGGGUUGCCCCUCCGCACUUGGCAAGCUCUUCCCCACGAGGAAGGUCACCUGUAAGCGCGACGCGUCGCCGGGUUCCUUCUUCGCUCGCGACAACACUGCCAACUUCCUGUCAUGGUGCCGGCACAUCGGCGUGGAGGAGACGUACCUCUUUGAGUCCGAGGGUCUCGUGCUGCACAAGGAGCCCAGACAGGUCUGCCUCUGCCUGCUGCAAAUCGGACGCAUCGUCUCCAAGUACGGCGUGGAGCCCCCCGUGCUGGUGAAACUGGAGAAGGAGAUCGAGCUGGAGGAGACCCUGCUGCUGACCGAGGAGCCCCCUCCGGCGGUCCAGACCUUCAGUGUGUGCUGCCAGCACGGCGGACUCUACCAGUCCGGGGAGCACGGCGUGGACGACCUGCCCUGCAACUGCUCCAACAGGGUGUCCAUUGAGUACCUGUCAGAGGGUCGCUACCGACUCGGGGACAAGACCAUCUUUAUUCGGAUGCUCCACGGCAAACAUGUGAUGGUGCGCGUCGGGGGCGGCUGGGACACGCUGCGCGGCUUCCUCUCCAAGUACGACCCCCUGCGCGUGCUUCAGUUCACCACCCUGGAGCAGAAGAUCCUCGCCUUCCAGAAGGGACCGCCCGGCUUGGGGGGUCACCACGGCAACGCGGCCCCGCCCCCCGAGAUGGACCCGCUGGCGGCCGUCGACGACCUCAUCUCCUCCUCGUCGUCGUCGUCGUCCUCGUCUGCCUCAUCGUCUUCCUCCUCCGGCUCGGUCGGCAAGACGUUACCGCCCGGCCCGGGUCAGACGUGUCGCUCCUACACGGCCUCGCCCGCCAGCACGCCCACGCUGCCCAGGAAAGGGGCGGGUGCGGCGCCAAAGAAGAACCUUCAGAUAACGGCGCCCGUCCCCAGGAAGCCCACCCAGCUGCCCUUGCCUAUUACCACCAAAGCCUCCUCCUCCUCGUCUUCUCUGCCCACUACACCUGUGGGGGGCUCCAAGCAGCCCCCCAGUCAGGUCCAGGUCCAGCGCAGAGCUGUGACACCCCAAGCAGAGUCCGUCACUGCGUCCAAACUGAGGCUUAGACCGCCCACUCGGGUCCCCGCUUCUCAGCCGAGGAGUCCGGUUUGCCCCGAGCCUUCUUCAAAAUGCCCCAAACCGUCCAGUCCGACCGCCGCCCCCGUGCCUCGCCCCGCCACCGCCCCAAAAGACGCCCGACCCCCAACGGGCGCCAGCCAGCGACCCCGGCUCGCGCAGCGUCGCCCCGGCUCCCCCGCGUCGCGCCUCCGGCUAGAGACUGCGAGGAGGAUCCGCGCGACGGCACGCGCCGCGGCGACGCCCGCGGUGGAAUCUCGCGAGGUUAAGCCGAGUUCGCGGGCGGCCUCUCCGGCUUUGCCAAAAGCCGUCUCCCUUCUGCCCGUUAAAGACCCCGCAGCCAAAGCCAAGGGCCCGCCCACGACCAGGGUCCCCACCCCUGUCCAACGAGGUCCCCCUUGGCGACUCCCUGGAAGCAACAUGGCUCCCUCGGCCAACACCAAACCCAACCCGAAAGAAACCACCACAGCACAGAAGCCAGUCCAGAAACCACCUACUUCCACUACGGCGGACAAACCCGUGGCAACCCGUGUCGCCACCUACCAGAAAACCGCUGUGGAGGUCAAGGCCAAGACAGAACCCAGCAGGAAGAUCCCUCAGUACAGGGGCAACCACCAAGACCCUUAUUUUGAAAUGAACUGUCGGAGGAGGCAGAAGACGUGAUUGGGGGUGAGGGAGAAACAAAAAAAUCAGCACUUCUUUGCUUUUUAAAAAAAAAAAAAAAAAACCUAAUCCUAAUUGAAACAUAUCUACUGCAAUUUUUUUUUUUUUUUUUUUAUAGCAGGCGUGUCAGAACUUUAUUUUUAUUUCAAAGGGUCGCUCGAAUCGCUUUCGAACACGCCGCCAAAGACCAGCUGCGAAAUAUAGUUUGGACUCUCCUCUUUUGCGCGAAACGUAACCGUUUUUCUAUCCGAACUACUCGCGAUGUUUACAUUUUUUUUUUUUCCCCACACGCAACAGUCGCGACGCGUUGAGAUAAUUUGUCCAAAGCGAAGUUCAGAAGGAGGGAGAAGUCUACCAAAGUCGUGUGUGGUGGAAAAAGGCAGUCGCGGACACAACCGGAACUCAAACGCUUUUCUUUCCUCUACUCGUACCUUGGCGCCUCUGUCGUCUGCCUUCAUCACAAAUCAGAGGGAGUGGCAUUAGAAUGUAUUGCAUGAUGGUGGUUGGAUUAUUACUAUUAUAAUUUUUGAAAUCAAACUUGCACAGUGUCGACGCACACUUUAUAAGGAGGAAAAGGUUACAGAUAAACUACUGAUCAAACAACGCUUUUAUUAUUAUUGUUAUUUUGCUUUUACCAGGCCUUGCCGUAACUUUUAGUGCACAUUCAAAAGAUUUUUAUGUUUUCUAACGUGGGUGUGUGUGUGUUGUCUUGAAAUUCUACUUUUCAAAGUGGUGUUUGUGUACGUUCAUUCGUAGAAUCUUGACGAGAUAUUUACAAGGCUUCCCCCCCCCCCCGUUUAGCACUUUACAGAAACCUAUCUUUGAAACACUCUGAAUGUUGAUUGUGUCUCUUUUCCCAGAUACUUUUUAUUGUAGUUUUUGAUUAAAUUAAUUAAAAUCCUAUUGGCUCCAAUUAAAUUGCGUAUUAUGUGACUGUUUUGCGAUUGUGUGCAUUUUUAUUCUUUGUUUAACUUAGUCCAAUUUCUACAAACUUCUCAUACAUGCAAUAUGAAGUUCAGUAUAAAAUUCACGUUCAUUUUUUUUUGUCAUUUGGUUUAUUUUCAAGCCCUUUAUUGCAAAUUUAAUCACGAAAGUGCAGUCGG